AACCCAUUCUGUAGGCAAAGAGUGAGUGCUGCGAGUCGGGGGAGGGUACAGUGCAUUUUUCAUACGUAACGAAGAGAUUGAAUCCCAGCUUUUGGUGCCAAAUGAAACUCAGCUUCAUCUCUGGAGGCAUGACGUGCGCCUGCAUAAGAAGACCUAUUCACUCAGAAGGAUCCCAGUGUACUUAGUACGGACACAGGAAUCCUCUUACUUGCCCCCCGAUGUGGAGCUGGCUCUGGGGAGCAGCACAGCACCUGUUCCAGUGGCAGCCACGUUACACAAGAGUUUAGAACUGGAAGUAAAGAAUAACCACUUUCAGCUGAAACUGCAGAGGGAUUUCAGAUCCUCUUCUGUGGACCCAGGAUGUGGUUGCUGGACUCCCCUGCCAGGACAGAUUUGCUGAUCCUAUCACUCUUGUGCUUCGUUCCUCACUCUGGCACCCGAGACGUCAAUCAGUUGACUUUCCGGUUCUGCUUCUUUUAUUUCCAGCCCUUUGCAGCCUAUAUAACCAUCUCCUCGGGCUGCGCGCCUACUGCUGUUCCCUCGCCAUCCCAGCACUCAACCGGAGCAGGUACAAUAUUCAGACCAGCCACCUUGAGCUGAGCUGCAGGGAUGCCGUGUUCUGCAAGCAUGGGAGCAAGAUGUAUCCACUUUGAGUAAACCCUCUCUGCCCCGCCAGCCGAGCACCUGUCCCAUCCGCCUCCCUGAGAACAGCGGAGGCUCUUCUGGCCUGGAAAGCCUGCUGGGUCUAGGCCGAGCCCGGCGCGGAGAUGGAGAACCACACCGUGGCUGCGGCGACGAACUCCUGCACCUUCCAUGAGGAGUUCAAGCAGAUCCUGCUGCCCCUGGUCUACUCCGCGGUGUUUGUGGUGGGGCUCCCCCUGAACUUCAUCGUCAUUGUUCAGAUCUGGCUCUCCAGGAAGGUGCUGACCCGCACUGCCAUCUACAUGCUGAACCUGGCCACGGCCGACCUGCUGUACGUGUGCUCCCUGCCGCUGCUUAUCUACAACUACACGCAGAAGGACUACUGGCCCUUCGGGGACUUCACCUGCAAGUUCGUCCGCUUCCAGUUCUACAGCAACCUGCAUGGCAGCAUCCUGUUCCUCACCUGCAUCAGCGUCCAGCGCUACCUGGGCAUCUGCCACCCUCUGUCGUCCUGGCACAAGAAGAGGGGCAAGAGGUUCACCUGGAUGGUGUGCGGCGGUGUGUGGGUCAUCGUCAUCGCCCAGUGCCUGCCCACUUUCGUCUUCGCCUCCACGGGCAUCCAGAGGAACAGGACCGUGUGCUACGACCUCAGUCCCCCGGACCGUUCCGCCAGCUACUUCCCCUACGGCAUGACGCUGACGGUCACGGGGUUCCUCAUCCCCUUUGUCUUCAUCCUGGUGUGCUACUGCAACAUGACCAAGCUGCUCUGCCAGAAGGAUGAGAUGAUAGGCCUGGCCGUGCGCAAAAAGAAGGACAAGGCCAUCCGCAUGAUCAUCAUUGUGGUCAUCGUCUUCGCCAUCAGCUUCUUCCCCUUCCACCUGACCAAGACCAUCUACCUGAUCAUCCGCUCCUCGGAGGACGUGCCCUGCCUGGUCUUGCAAACCUUCGCCAUCGCCUACAAGUGCACCAGGCCCUUUGCCAGCAUGAACAGCGUCCUGGACCCCAUCCUCUUCUACUUCACCCAGCGCAAGUUCCGGGAGAGCACGCGCCACCUGCUGGACAAAGUGAGCUCCAAGUGGAGGCACGACGCAUGCCGCACCUACAAAUCGUAGGCUCCGGGGAAAGGAGAAUGAGGGGGGAUGUUCUGCUGUGCGGAGGCAGAAGACUGAAUGGCUGUGGCUUUAUCGCAGCCAGCCCUGCUUUACCCAGCAACAGGGAGAGAAAGAGCAGGAGGCAAGGGCUGAUGGUCCUGAGCAUAGCGCUGGGAGCCAGGAGCUUCUUAGUUCUACUCCCAGUUCUGGCCAUGGGUGGGUCACUUGGCCUCUCUGUGCCUCAGUUUCCCCAUCUGCAGAAUGGAGAACAAUACUCUGUAAAUAAUAGGUAAAAUGAUGCUGACCUGCCUCACACCUUGGUCAGGGCCCAGAAAGUGCUCUGAGGAUGGACCAGGCUAAGAACAGUUUAUCCUUAAAAUUCCAGCAAACGGCCUGAGCUGGGAAAGGUUACAGUACAGUUGGAAAGAGGGAAGUGAAAAUAAUUGGGCGCAGGCUUUGGGGCUGGGCUAGGUGGUGUCCGAACGCAGUAUUAGUGCGGUUACUGUGGUGCACCGCAGCUGUCACCUCUGAGGAGGAGCGGGACUUUUUGCGGAUCAGCUGCUCAAUAUUAACCGCUGCUCUCUCUGUGGAUUUCAGCAGAACUCCUGAGGAACUGGCGGUCCUUGCCACAGAUCUGACUGGCAAAGCCCUAGCAACCACGCGUGGGGCUUUGCAGUGAACUGUGCUACUGACACUGAUUACAGUGGGCCACACUCCACGCCAGUGGAGUUGCAGCACAGAUGGGUUGGUCCCAACGCGUUUCAUUGAGAAUCCCCAAAUCCACUGGAAAUUUCAAUCAGUUAUUAGCAAGUAGUUCAGUGCUUCCUCUGGUUUACGACUACCUAGAUUUUGUGGACAAAAAUCUCUCCCCACAUCCGUCCCCUAUAGGGGAGAUCACCUCUGAGAACCAGCAGUUCGGGAAUGGGGGAAAUCAGCUGCUGCUUGCCAGUGCACGAAUUACUGGGAUCUGGCCAACUUAUCCACCGGCCAGUGUUUUUUCACUGCUUUGCCACAGUAAUUCAGCUGAGUUUCCCAAGCAGAAAGCUGCUUUACUAAUGCAAGGAAAACCUACACUGGGAAUUUAGAGAAGACAGUAGGUCUCUUGGGACCACAUGAGUCUACAAAAGGAUUGAUCCAUAUGGGAGGGCAGGAAAAGGGAAAUCUAGCGAGUACAUUUACAGUAUUAUUGGCUGUUAACAAUGAGGACACAGUCAUUAAGCUAAGCUGACUGCUACAGUCCGAUUCAAUUCUAUCUAGGUCGUCUUACAACUCUCAUCACCGUAAUACCUGAGCACCUUACAGUGCGAUCUUCCUGGUUUCUACUGUUUUAAAGAUUCACCGGUAGCCUGACUGGCUCUAAUAGGGCUCUGGUGUGUUUUUAUUUUAUUUUAUUUUUGUGCACCCUCAUUAGAAAAGAAUUCUCACAUCCUCUCCAGCAUUUUGAGCUAAGAUCUAGUUCAUGGGAAAUUUUAAUCUUGUGGGGGUUUUAAAAAAGGAACUGGAAACCUGAGUCUUUUUAAAGAAUUGCCAAGCUAGCUGCAGUGUUUUUAUGAGACGCUGGUUUACUGUGUAUAAGCAUGUCUCCCUCUAGUGGCAGAUCCCGGAUGCAAGUCUGCUACUUAAUUUAGCUCAUGCAAUAGAGACCUGUGUUUUUGAAGAUGACGGGUUCAGCCCCCACUGGAGUUGGCGUAUGCGCGGCCACAUCUCCUGACAGGCUGCGCUGGGCUUUUUAAGCAAGUCAGCUCUGUUGUGACCCAUCACUGACUAACAUUUCAUUUGGGUGUGGGAGUGCAAGAAAUGAUGGGACUGACUGUCAGUACUUACUCCUCGGAUGGUCCUUGACUAGCAGCAGAAACUAACCAGUGAGUAUGUGCAGGGUAUGAAAUAAGAGUUGAAGAAUUUAACUGAACAAAGGUGGAGUCAACAUACUGGGCCAAAGCCAGCCCGGGGGUAAUCAAGCACAAUGCAGAUAAAAUCACUUUGAAGUUUGCGGAGUUGCACCUGCUGACAGCGGGGGUGAAUUUGACGCAGUGGGAACGUGUAGGUGCUGUAUCUUCCCGUGCUGGGCGCAUUUGAAAUCAGUGUUGAGACAAGUAGCCAGACCUCUCCUAGGCACUACUCUGAGCAGUAAGGUGCCAUCUGUCUACCAGCACGAUCAUGUCACAGCCACUCGUGCCAUUGUGCUCUGAGCUGUUUAUGGGAUGACUGUCCUCUUGGCCGAUGGACCAGGGGUUGAACCAGGGAUCCCUGGAGAUAAAAGCAUAAGCACUUGCAGCAUGAGCUAAGGAACCUAGUUCCUCUAGUGGGAAGCUGUAACAGCUUCUAUCACUGCAGAUCCUCUUCUCCAACCUGCCACUCCCGUGGGUGGGGGGUAAUGGAGGCUGGGGGACCCAAACUUCUGUUAAUGCUCCUCGCCACAGCCCUGGAGCAGACCACGACAGGGCUCAGAGCUCUUCUGAGCAACCCGGGCUAAGGACUCGGUCCCGGACAGCCAGCUGGGGCUCAGGGCUCCUCAGGACUGCUCCAGGCACCAGCAGGCUGUCUGAGGCUCGGGGCUGCUCCGGAGGGCUGAACCAGGGCUCAGGGCUGCGCCAGCGGGCCAGUCAGUGAGGGCAGAGGGGCAGAAGGGGCAUCAGGUGAACGGGGCAGGGCCUCGGGCCCAAGAGUCAGGGCAGAGGGCUACCCUCCCCAAACGAGAGUGAAUAUGCCACCCGUGGCCACUCCCUUCCAGUCCUCACACCUCUCCCAAUCUCAUCUCCCCGGCAGCUCCCUCUCUCUCGCUAACUAUAGAAUCCCAGAAGUGUAGGACCGGAAGGGACCUCAGGUGGUCAGCUAGUCCAGUCCCCUGCACUCAAGGCAGGACUAAGUAAUAACUCGACCAUUCCUGACAGGUGUUUGUCUAACCUGCCCCUUAAAGCCCUCCAGUGAUGGAGCUUCUACAACCAUCGCCGUGAGCAGCACUCUAGUCAUUUGCACUGAAGAAUAAUCCCACUUCCCCGACAGGAGCUUCUUUCCCAUGAAGCUCUGCGCAGAACUCAUUUGCAUAAUGCUCUUCACUGUAGUCCUUUGUGGCAAAGGCUGUGUUUGUUUGUGCAGCACCUUGCACAGUGGGGCCCUGAAUGAGACUUUGGGGAACUUCUGAAAUGCAAAUAAAUAGUAUAGUGUGAAUCCACCCCUACCGCUCUGUACCAGUGCAUUCUGGGAAAACUAUCCCAUAGUGCCUUAGCAGGCACUAGCAUGUCCAGACUGGCACCAGCAGCAUGUGUAGCAAUGCCUUCUGGGAUGUCCUACCACACGCACAGCUGGGAGGGAGCAGGCCUGGCUGAGUCACUUUCCCAUGAAGCUCUGCGCAGAACUCAUUUGCCCUGCAAUCGUCUUCUCUAGCUAACUAGUUGUCCCUGACUAGUCUAGGCCUGGGUUUUGGGCUUUGAGGAGAAGGCCCAGCAGAGAUGCCUGUAAAGAAGGCUCAUAGACACGUAGCCGAGGGUUAGUUUAGAAUUUACAGACAGGAUUUCCCUUUGUCCAUUUCUUGCUUUAUUUACAAAUGUCCUCUGAACUCUGUGGUCCCAGGGAGCCCGUAAAUAGCAGUAAAUGGCUCAUAGCACUGCCCUGGGACAGGGUUUCAGUUGAAUUUGUGGGCUGGCUCGCUGGCUUUUACUCCACUAAAUCAGGGGUUUCAACCUUUUUUCAUUUGCAGACCCCUAAACAAUUUCGACUGGAGGUGCGGGCUCCUUUGGCAAACGCUGACGUAGUUUGAGGACCCUCAGGGGUCUGUGGACAGCAGGUUGAAACCCACUGCACUACAUUAACUCUAGGGAUGGAACAACUAGUGGGCUGCAUUUGUUACUAGAAACUAGGUCUGGGCUGAGGACUCACCCUGUUGGCUUGGAUCCCUGAGUUGCCCCAGUCUCUUUAGCUGCUUCCUAGUCAGCAGCAAAUACUAACUGGGCUUUUCUGAACUCAGACGUUCUGGGCCAAAUUCACUCUCGUUGUCACGGAUGUAAAUCAGGAGUCACCCCACUGAAGUGGGUAGAGUAUAAAAGUGGUGUAUGGGAGAUCUGGAUCAGGUCUCAUGUAACUCAGGCUUGGCUUGUCUGUUUUAAAAGGUUCUAGCCACUGUAAUGUUAAGAGUGGCCACAGUUCCUAAUGGGCUUACGUAAACCUCACGAUGAGUUAUGCUAUGUAAAUAUAUCGUAUUGUGCCAGUCUGGCAUGCAGCACCCUGCAACGUAACACCCGCCCCCUCUGCCCCUGAGCCGAGGACAGGAAAUCCAAUUCUCACCCCUGCCUGCUUUCACUGUCUGACCAUAACCAAACCCCCUCCUUUCAGAAGGGGCAGAUUAAACACAAGGUAUCCAGAUCUGAGCAAUAUAACGUGCCAUGACUGAAGCUGUACAAACUCUAUGUUCCUCUGUCCUCCCAGGACAGGGCUCCAAACAAUGACCAGGGUGUAUAGAGGGGGGAAAACGUGCUUGUCGCUGUGAGGAGGAAGUCAGGGGUGGAGUGGGGAAGAGGAGGGAGAAAUGUGGGUGAGCAACUGUGUGAGAAGGAGGAAGAAUGAACAGGCCUUUAACAUUUUAAACAGAUCCCGGUAGGGUUCCCCUCCCCCAGUUGUAUACGGGUGGAUUUAUUUUCCAUGCUCUGCUUUGCAUUGUUCCGUUCCCCAGACAGAAAAGAACAACAAAUCCUGAAUCAGACGCAGACCCUGCUUCCACAGUCCCGUCCUCUGGGAUAGUUUUCUCUCUGUUGGUUUUCCCAGCUGCUAGGAACUUUCCUUUUUUUUUUUUAAAUAAAAACCAGUGUCAGGAUUUUACUUUCUGCUAGUAAUAUCUGAUCCUGCCUGAUGAUGAGCCAGACUAGAGUUAAGGCCUGAGCCAUGAAGUUCUGAUCUGGAUUGUAAGAAGAAAUCCCCCACGAAGUACAGCGCCUGAUCCACAACCCUUUGGGAAUCUUUACACUGAAUGUAAUGGGCCUUGGAUCAUGCCUCUAUGGAACAAUGAGAUGCAUUAUGGGGAUUGUAGCCUUCCUCUGAAGUAUCUGGUCGGAGACAGUGUACCAGCUUAGAUGGGUCUGUCCCUGUUGGAGAUGGGCCCAAGCCGCCCACUUUGAAUCCUGUCCCUUUGGGCUCAUCUCUGCUUCUGCAAGGUGGUGGUCCCGGCUGUUCCCCCAGCAACUGUAGGUGCAUGCCUGAUAGCGCUGCUGCUUGUGACAAUGGCGUCACAGCCUGAGACGGACAGACGUGGGUCGCUCGCGGCGUUCUGUGCUCUCAGGUGCUUCCCUAUCUUGGGAAGAACUUGCAGCUAGUGGGGUGUGGUUUUGAUCAUGCGUCUUUGAUCGGUUCGUCCCUUGUGUUGAUGGUGAGCUGUCCAGUGCACGUGCCAUGCAUGUAUCGGCCGUCCGGUGACUGGGUUGUGCUUGGUGGCGCUGCUGGCACCAUGCUGCUGGCAGGGCCCUGUUUUACCACCUCCCUCUCAGACAUAAUUUUGUAGCAUUGAGAUGAAGGUAAAUUAUUGUCUUGUCCUUUCAGAAUGACUAAUGGAAAUAAAAUGGAGGUUUCUGUA
Molecule: messenger RNA, 7293 nt
Organism: Mauremys reevesii (Reeves's turtle)
Lineage: Eukaryota; Metazoa; Chordata; Testudines; Geoemydidae
Gene: P2RY6
Product: pyrimidinergic receptor P2Y6
Exons: 3
Coding region: 768-1754 (328 amino acids)
Biological process (GO): phospholipase C-activating G protein-coupled receptor signaling pathway; cellular response to pyrimidine ribonucleotide
Cellular component (GO): plasma membrane
Molecular function (GO): G protein-coupled UDP receptor activity; G protein-coupled ADP receptor activity; G protein-coupled UTP receptor activity
Source: RefSeq, a predicted model, not a curated record